Messenger RNA from Ostrea edulis (European flat oyster), 4240 nucleotides. RefSeq lists its product as uncharacterized. The record is from RefSeq and is a predicted model, not a curated record. Lineage: Eukaryota; Metazoa; Mollusca; Bivalvia; Ostreida; Ostreidae. Bases 419 to 1960 code for a protein of 513 amino acids. Gene Ontology annotation, molecular function: zinc ion binding. The transcript has 2 exons.
UGAUUAACAGCUUUACUUGAAACAGGUGUGGAGAUUUCAUUUCCUCCUCCUCCUCCUAGAGAAAGGAAGUCACACUUAAAACAAGCAGUGGCUAUCAUUGUGUGAUGGUGUGCAGACAUGUGAUAUCUAGUACUGAUUACAGAGAAUGAAGGUGACCCUGCUAGAUACCUAUAAUUUACCUGGACUAAAUGUCAGAGAUAACAGCCACGUCACCUGUUGGUCUCUUCCUGAUGACUUGUGUAACUACAUUGUAAUUUGUUUCACUGGGACAUAGGAUUAAGCCUAUUCAUUUUUGAAAAAGUAUUCAGGAGAUGAGUGUUCGUGUUGUCAUAGCAACAUCAUACAGAAACAAAACCUAGAUUCUUUCCUCAAACAAUCAACUGCUGAUCUUUUAGGAGUGUAUAGGAUAAAAAAAAAAAUGGCAGGAUUUUUCCGUCUGUCCACUUGCAGCAUUCAUCGGGAGGAGAAAUAUGUGGCGGUGUGUGAUGACUGUGAGAAGAGUGUGUGUACAUUGUGCAUGAGUGGACCGCAUCGCGGUCACACUAUCAUGGACAAUGACCUUGCCCUGGUCAAGUAUAAAGAAAAACUUCUGGUCAGACAAAAUAUGGCUGAAGACAGUCUGAACAAGAUUCGACAAGAAAUACAACAGCUGACACAGCAGGAGCAGAUCUGUCACCUGAAGACUGAGGGUCUGCUGAUAACUCUACAACACAGAGGAAGAGAUCUUAAAGAUGAAAUUGACAGGUUGAUUCACGGAAUGACAAAAACAAUAAAAGAUUCCAAGAAAAAGGUCAUCGAUAAAAUAAGCUCCACCCACAACAAAGCCAAACGACAACAGACACAGCUAAAUAUGUUCAUCAGACAAGUGAAAGCCGAACUCCAAAAGAGCAAUAUCCAAAACGUUCUGAAUCUUUACAAAAAUAUCAACGAUGCCAUCGACAGUCACCAUGGUGACCCGGAUCUUCAUGUUGAUACCGAGUAUUAUAAAUUCACAGUCGGGGAGUUAUGCAAGGAAAAUAUAGAUAAGAUGUUUGGGAGGCUGGAAAUUGAGAGUAAAAAAUUUAACCAAGAAAAUCUUUAUGACUAUGUAGAACCUGUACGAACCUGCACUCUGAAACAGGUUCAUAAGGAUGUAGAAAAUCUGUGUCAGUUCAAGGCUUCUGAAAAAGGAAUCACCACCAUUUGCCCGUUCAAAGAAGACAGAGCCUUUUUAUGUGAUAAUACAGGAAAGGACCUCAAACUUGUAAAGGAGAAUGGGAGGGUCCUACGUUCCAUCACAGCUAACACAAAGAACAGCGACAUUGGUAUCACAUCCGACGGACUUGUCCUAAUCACAUGUCCAGAGUUAUACUGCAUCAAAAAAUUCUCCUCGGACGGAACGAUCCGCAAGUUCAUUUUCACUGAAGACCUGCAUCCCUAUGGAUUAGGUAUACACUUCGACACCGACUGCAUUGUUGUGGCACUCGUGGAUUCAUGGGACUAUAAAGUGACGUCAUCCAGCAAAAGAUUUCUCAGAAAAUACUCCAGUGAAGGGGAGAAAAUUCAGACUAUAGAGGGAGUUCAUAAAACCAUCACAGGUGGAGUCAAGCCGAUGAUUGUCUGUCCUUAUAAAGUCCGGGUCAAUCAGUACACAGGGGACAUAGGGGUGGUCAACUGGACAGCCUGGCACCAGGGGAACGUCAUUGUGUUCACAUCUUACGGAACCCUGAAAUUCACCUACCCACAGAAAACCGAUAAAGCAUUUGAACCACAUGACAUAACGUUCGAUUCCGAGGACCAAGUUGUGGUAGCUGAUGCAGUCAGUAAACUUUUAUAUUUUCUCAAUCCUCGCGGUGAACUUCUGCGGAGUAUAUACCAGUGUGACCACACCCCCUGGUCCCUCGGGUAUUUUGGGCAGGGGAAGUUGUGGGUGGGACAGAGUGAUGGUACCAUCAAUGCUAUUAAAUAUCUGUGUGAUUAAGUUAUGUACCAUUUAUAAAAUAUUGUAGGUUUUUCAUAUUUUUAUCAUUAUAAAUUACACUACGCUGAUAUUCAGGAAUUGUCAAAUUGAGCACAACAAAAACAAAUAUGAAUGAAUCACUCUAAACUGUAUGUUUUGUUGACUUUCACAAAUUAAUUCAUGUACUUUGCAAUAUCUGUGACACUUGCUCAACAAGAUUAAAAUUCAUUCUGCUUCUUGUACAAGAUUGCAAAAAAUACCUUUCGACUACGAAAACAUUCAGAAAGGCCAACAAACCAUGAUAUUCCAGUGAAAAUGUAUGUGAAAACGGGUGAAUUCUUCAUUAAGGCCAAAAAAAAAUCAAUUAGUAGUUUCUCAGGCACAACCGCAACUGCUAAAAAUGUACCACAAGGAUUUUUUUUCAAUCUUUCUCUGUUUCUUAUAUUUAACAAGAUGUACUGUGAGCAAUGCUCACUAAGAAUACCCCCUGCUUACCCCAAUCUCCCAAAGGGUGUUGUUAAUAGGUAUAAAUUACCUCAUUCCUGAGUGUAAAAAUAUGGUAUGCAUUUGUAGAAGAAAAUGGAAGAUAUAGUCCGAACACAAAUCCAUGGCAUAAACCUAUAAUUUUGACCUUGAGAUCAAAGGUCAAGGUCAUAAAGAGGUCAUGAAUGUACAUGACACAUCGUCUCAUGGUGAUACACUCAUGUGUCAAAUAUGGUAUGCCUAUGUCAAAGAACAAAGAAGUUAUGGCCCGGACACGAAUCUGCACAGACAGACAGACAGACGGACGGACGGACGGACAGACGGACAGAGUGAUUCCUAUAUACCCCCCAGAACUUCGUUCGGGGGGUAUAACAAGAGGCCCACAGGCCUUAUCGGUCACCUGAAUACUAGUGAAAAAGUAUCACUACUUCCAUAGGCUAUGAAAUCUAGAAAAAAAUUUCCUGUUCUGAAUAUCUAAGCUAAAUUCUAAUGUUCAGCAACAGUAUAAAACAAGAUGUGUUCUUAAAACUUCACUGCCCUCAAAAGUGCAUACACUAAUGAAAAGCUUUAAAUAAUAGGUGUAUUAACAUUAAAACAUCUGCAAGUAUGCAUUUAGAUUUUACAAAGUAUCAGCAAACUUACACAUAAAUACUAUAUACUAAGUUUGGCCCCACCCUGGGGUCAGAACCCUUACUCUGGGGAUCAUCAAAUUUACAAUUUUGGUAAAAGACUACCUGCUCUAUCCAUUUAGUUUCAAUUUAGUAUAAAUUGAAAUUUAAUAGGAUUAAAUUAUUAUUUAUAAACAAGAUGUACUUUCUACCUUACUGUUUGUUUGUCUCUGUAUAAUUAUUAUUUACUAGUAAUUGGUUGUAUAACAAGACAUAAUUAAAAAAUCUUGUUGGGCAGUGUUUCUAAUUAUAGAUGUUUUGGUCAGUACGAGAUAUAGAAUUGACCAAUGAGAUAAGAGCAACCAGGGGCAUUGAUGCCUAGAGGGGGAGUCUGUAAUUGUUUCAUUUCAUACUUAAGACGCUUGUGUUUGCAGCUACCCACCCUCCGUCCCCAUCAGCAUCCCUGGUUCUCUAUGGGGCUACUUAAUUCUAGGCGUUCAUUCCAGGGGAAUUCUACCCCCAAGUCUAUGUUUGGUUUUGCUUAUUAUUACGGUAUAUACCACAGUUUUAUCAUCACAUAUAACUUAUUGUACAUAGGUAGUUUGUUAAAUGUUUAAUAGAAUUUGACUAGUAAGUAGUGUUUUCUUAGACUAACAGUUUUAUGCCUACUGGGAAUCAGUACCAGGAAUACGUUAUCGCUCCUGGGUUCAGGUCAGAGUACUUGUUCCCUUUCGUUGCCUGCUGGGAUCAGCCCCGGGCAUGGGUCACUUUCUUUGAUGCCUGCUGGGAUCAGCCCCUGGCAUGGGUCACUUUUCUGUGAUGCCUGCUGGGAUCAGCCCCGGGCAUGGUUCACUUUCUUUCAUGCCUGCUGGGAUCAGCCCCGGGCAUGGUUCACUUGUUCUGUGAUGUCUGCUGGGAUCAGCCCCAGGCAUACACUCCUGGGAUCAGCCCGGAGUGCAGUCUGCGUAUAUUGACCCUAGGCAGGGUUGUUAACUCUUUUACUUCAGACAGUUUUGAUGAUAGGAUCAAGCCAGAUAUUGUUAUUAAUAAUAGAUUGUUAAGAAAGGAAUGAGUAGCCCCCAGGACGCCAAAUUAUUAGUUAUAAUAUUUUAGUUGUAGUAUGUGUAUAUGUACAACAUUAUAUGGCAGCAUUGUUUAUAUGUAGUGAUGUUUGGGUUUGUAAAGACCCAAUAAAAUUUUUUAAACUGUA